Messenger RNA from Punica granatum (pomegranate), 1586 nucleotides. The record is from RefSeq and is a predicted model, not a curated record. Lineage: Eukaryota; Viridiplantae; Streptophyta; Magnoliopsida; Myrtales; Lythraceae.
UGCUCGCGCUCUGUCUGUCUUCUGUGGACUCCGCCUUCUGCUCGAAGGUAUGUCGAGUCGCCAUGUAUCGAGCUCUGAUCUUUACUGAACUGAAUUGGACUUCCAAUUCCUCUCUCCUCUUCGGUUCGUGCAACCCCUCGGCGAAUUUCCCCUCUUUUCCACCUCUCUUGGGACCAAUUGUGCCAAACUUCUUUGUCUGGAAACGCCUGCAAAGUGAAUCACAUCUAGAAGAUUACGGUCAUGGAGAAGCUCAGUGAUGACAUCCUUGUCCAAAUUCUUACUAGGAUACCGGCACGUUCGGUGACUCAACUAAAGUUAACGAACAAGAAAUGGUGUGCUUUGAUUUCUCAUCCGCUGUUUGUUAGAGCAUACGCAGAGCAUUUGAGGACUGACAUGAGAGCAGUUCGCAUCCUUAAAAUCGACCGCUUUUGUCUUCAGGGAGCCUCAAAUGUCGGUCCUCCUCAGUCUAUUGUUUUUGAAGUAUUCGAGGGGCAUAGCUUUGAUAUUGAAGUAACCAAUCUUCAUGACCCAAUCAGCCAUUUCACACCGACAAAGAUUCAAGUGGCAGGAUCCUGUGAUGGCUUGAUAUUUUUCAUUCGGCAUUGUGGUAUGUAUCAUGUUCUCUCUUUGUGGAACCCAUCUACAAAGGAGGUCAGGGAUUUGCCAGAUGACCUGAAUGGAACUUAUAAAUUUGGGCUCAGUCAGCGGGUGCCCUUUGGACUUGGUAUUGGCUUUGAUCGUCAAAUGGAUGACUAUAAGAUAGUAAGGGCUGCUUGUUCUCAAAACGAGCAUGGUGUGAAGGAAACUGUAGUUGAUGUUUUCACGCUGAAAACUAAUGCCUGGAGGAGAAUUCACGACAAUCCUAGGGGUAUGCUUUCCUGUGAUUCAUUUCACUUGAAUGGGGCUGUGCAUUGGUUCAUGAGGUGCAAAACUGAAGCAGAAGAUUCAUGUGUUAUUGUUUCGUUUGAUUUGGCAACAGAAAAGUUCCGAGAAGUGCCAUUGCCAGAAAGCAAUGCAAACACCGAGUUCCAGGGAAUAGGGAUUAUUGAUGGGUGUCUGGUCAUAUAUACGGUUUACUGGAAGCGGAGUGGCCUUUUUGAGGCAUGGGCGAUGAAGGAAUUCGGUGGGAGGGCAUCAUGGGCUAAGCUUUUCAGUAUCUCGGGAGAUAGAUUGCCUACCCCAACAAAACGCUUGCAACUGAUAUCUCUUAGGAAUGGCAAGAUCCUCCUAGGCCUUGACAGGAAUGAGAUAGUCCUGUAUGAUAUAGCAGAGGGAAGUUGUCAAUUCCUGCUUGAUAUUGGCUGGUCUGAUUUUCGUUACGAAUUCAUUGUUUAUGUGGAAAGUCUCAUCUCACCUUACCCUAUCCGGGGAAUUAGUCGAUGAAAUACUGAGGUGAAGAAGGCAGAAUGCAUCGGCUAUGUCCCUGAUUCGAGUAUAGAGACUAAUGUGUGUGUGUGUGUGUUUGUGUGUGAAUUUGUCUUUUUAUAAGUGAUAGAAAUUCCUCAUUGAUCAAAAGAAUGCACGGGUACACUUAUCCAAAGAAGAACCUUUAGUAACUAUUUACAUCAAAGAUUUUUUAGCAGAAA